AUGUUCUACUCGGACACGGCUACGGUGGAGAAGGCGCGCGACUUCUGGGAGCUGUUCGAGGACCACACUGACCGGUUGCCAGACAGAGAGCGACUGUUGGUUUUCCGACAGAAGCUGAAGGGACGUGAGGCCGAAAGAUGGUGGAGCAACUCCAGCAUCAAGUCGUUCGCGACGCUGAAGGUGCAUUUCCACAACCGGUUCCUCAGCAGGACGGCCGACGAGCUCUGGGAGAGACUGUACUCCACUAAGCGUGAACGCGGCGAGUCAGUGGAGGAAUGGGGAGACCGAGUCACAGACCUGUGCGACUCCCUCGACUAUCCGAACCCUCAGAUGCGGUAUCAGUUGUUCCGUCGUGGCCUGAAGAACAAGAGGAUGCUGGCUGCUCUAGAUUCAAGCCCGGCUCGAGAUAUUCCGGAGGCGUGCGAGUGGCUAAUGUUUAAGGACAUGCAUCGUCCUGUGGAGGAAGACGACGAAUUUCCUGACGAGUCGCGGGCGAGGACUGAUAGUAAUCGUGCCCGUCGAGGCAUCAAGAUGGCGGAGGAUGCCCACACGCAAGAAGGAGAACCUGUCUGUGGCCGAUGCGACUACAAGGGUCACACUCGCGUGACGUGUUCGCGCCAAACGAUGACUUGCCGACGGUGUAACCAGUACGGUCAUAUUGUGGCUGAGUGUGAGGUGCCUCACUCCUUCCUCUGGUCAAGUGGAUGA
Molecule: messenger RNA, 708 nt
Organism: Phytophthora infestans T30-4
Lineage: Eukaryota; Oomycota; Peronosporomycetes; Peronosporales; Peronosporaceae
Exons: 3
Coding region: 1-708 (235 amino acids)
Molecular function (GO): zinc ion binding; nucleic acid binding
Source: RefSeq, a predicted model, not a curated record